Molecule: messenger RNA, 375 nt
Organism: Penicillium argentinense
Lineage: Eukaryota; Fungi; Ascomycota; Eurotiomycetes; Eurotiales; Aspergillaceae
Exons: 3
Coding region: 1-375 (124 amino acids)
Biological process (GO): transmembrane transport
Molecular function (GO): transmembrane transporter activity
Source: RefSeq, a predicted model, not a curated record
AUGAUACGGUCAACCGCUCAUUUCCAUGGACUUCGCACGCCUGGCUAUCGGCACCCCGAUGUCGCGAUGAAAGAUGAUCUGGAAAAGACUCCCGCUACGGUUAUGGCUGACACGCCAUAUAGCGUGCUUUUCCCUGGCGAGAAGAUCUUUGUGGUUCUGGUAGGGUCCUUUGCAGCCCUCAUAUCGCCCUUGUCGAGUAGCAUCUACCUGCGGGCGCUCAAUUCAUUGGCGCGCGACAUGAAUAUGUCGGUUUCCCUGAUCAAUUUGACCAUCACCAUCUACCUGAUAUUCCAGGGAUUGGCCCCGUCCUUUAAUGGCAGUUUCUUCAACGGCUAUGGGCGUCGACUGGCAUACAUCAUCGCAUUUGAGAUUUAA